ACUAUAAUUUUAGUUUUGUUACUAACAUGGAACAUAAGUGCUAGGAAGCAGCAAGAAGCACUGAAAAAAAUAAUAAAAACAAAUCUGUCCUCUUUAUAACCCCUAGCCUAGUUGCUAUAUAUACUGAAACAAUGGCUAUGAAACGUAUACAAAAGGAAUAUGCUGACAUACAAGUGGAUCCACCUGCUCAGUGCUCCGCUGGUCCUGUAAACGACACAGACUUAUUUCAUUGGCAAGCAACGAUAAUGGGACCACCAGACACAGCAUAUCAGGGCGGAUUAUUCUUUUUAACAAUACAUUUUCCAACAGAUUAUCCAUUCAAACCACCCAAGGUAUCUUUUAAUACAAAAAUAUAUCACCCAAAUAUAAAUUCAAAUGGCAGUAUAUGUUUAGACAUACUACGGUCACAAUGGAGUCCUGCUUUAACAGUAUCAAAAGUCUUACUAUCAAUAUGUGCCUUAAUGGCCGAUCCAAAUCCUGAAGAUCCAUUAGUGCCGGAAAUAGCCAGAAUAUUUAAAACGGAUAAAAAACAAUAUACCGAUAAUUGUAAAGAGUGGACGAGGCGUUACGCGAUGUUUUAAAAAUAGAUUGGGCGAGUGAGAACUGGCAUGGGAAAGCCAUUAGGAUUCGUUGCUUCAGGCGCAUGUCAGUGACCUUUUUUAUGUGCAACUCACGACUGUUUUAAAAAAUUAUUUUUCUGAAUUUCGAUAAAAGUGAAAAUACUGUUUUUUUCGUUUAACAUCGGUUUUAUAUUUAGCUCCAGCGAAAUAAUAUAAUUCUUUCUAUAUAUGUCCUGCAUCCAUCGUUGUUUUUUAUUAUCGUUCUUUGUGAUAUAUCGAGCUUAUAAAGAAAUAUAAAUUGAAAUAUAAAUUUA
This is a messenger RNA of Hydractinia symbiolongicarpus, 874 nucleotides long. Its product is annotated as ubiquitin-conjugating enzyme E2 D1-like. The transcript is spliced from 6 exons. The record is from RefSeq and is a predicted model, not a curated record. NCBI's taxonomy places the organism in Eukaryota, Metazoa, Cnidaria, Hydrozoa, Anthoathecata, Hydractiniidae. The coding region runs from base 132 to 581 and encodes 149 amino acids.